AUGCACAUUGAUGAUUCUGAACGUCUUAGCAAAGCACUCAGCAUACCAUUUGAUCAAAUGGUAAAAAAUGAAAUAGAAAAUAUUUGGAUGAUAGAUCAAGCUUUAGUUAUUGACAAACUUAUCAAAGAUCUGUUAGCAAUUUUAAGUGAAAAAUAUGAGAUUGUUAUGGUUAUGGCCCGAAAUUUGUCAGACCACAGAAAAGAAGCUUCAUCCAGACUUCUUGAUACUUAA
This is a messenger RNA of Entrophospora candida, 231 nucleotides long. NCBI's taxonomy places the organism in Eukaryota, Fungi, Glomeromycota, Glomeromycetes, Entrophosporales, Entrophosporaceae. The record is from the annotation of a GenBank genome assembly.